UCUGUGCGCCAUACGGUUUUCCCUCUCUCCUCUGCAUCAAGAGAAGGCCUAUUGUUCAGAUGCCACUGGGCACAUGGUUUGCGAUCCUGAUGGCGCGAAGCAUUUGUCUUCAAAUGUCGUGAUUGCGACGAAGCAAGUUUUGUAAAACAAUGCGGAAGAUUUUCCUUCGCAAGUGCUGUAAAAUCGCGAAGAAACUUUGUUAUAAAUUCGCUAAAUAUUUCUACGGAAUAUUUCCGCAAUUUAAUUAAUAAAACGCUUACAAUUAGAACGAAAUUCGUGAGCGUGUCAAGAUGUAUGGAAUGCUGCUGGAAAGUGUGCAAUAUUUUGUGCAGUUAGAAUUUGGCGAAGAAGUGUGGCUUCAAAUUUUGGAAAAAGCUGAUUGUAAACACAUGGUUUUUAAUACAAGACAGACAUAUUCGGAUGAUCUAAUGACCAAUUUGGCCGCGGCUCUUGCCACAUAUACUGGCGAUUCUGUGGAUAACAUUAUGCAAUUUUUUGGAAAAUGCUUUGUUAGAUUUUUUAGUAAUUUAGGAUACGAUUGCACUAUAAAAGCAACUGGCCGUUAUUUUUGCGAUUUUUUACAAAGCGUUGAUAAUAUUCACAUGCAAAUGAGAUUUACAUAUCCAAAAAUGAAGAGUCCAUCUAUGUAUACAACUCAUGUCGAUCCACAAGGAGUUGUUUUGGUUUACAGAAGUACUCGACAAGGCUUUACGCAUUAUUUUAUGGGACAAUUAUUUCAAAUAGCAAAAGACCUAUACAAUACAGAAUUAAAUAUUAGAGUUUUGGAAAGUUUAAACAAUAUUCCAGGAUCUCGAAACGUAAUGAUUAAGUUUCGUAUCGAUUUCGAUAAUCAUCCAUAUGUCAUAAAGAAUAAUAGAAUAAAAACUACAUUAAACCGUGAAAUGUCGCCUGUUUCCUGCUCGUUUUUCUUACGCCUUUUUCCAUUCGGCGUCGUAAUGAACAAAGAUAUGCGAAUUCUAGGAGCAGGUGAUAAACUGCUCCAAGCUUGGGGUGGUACUAUGUCUAUUUUAAAUAAGCCUGUCACAGAAAUAUUCAAAUUAAGGAGACCCAAAGGAAUUUCGUUUACAUGGGGAAACAUAAUGUAUUUGCAUUCAGUGAUAUUCGAAUUAGAACUCAUCAGAGCAAAUGAUCAUCGCUCUCCGAUAAAUUCAGAUAGUACACCAAGCACAAGCACUAGUAGCUUAAAUAGACGUGGAAGUCAAGGUGCGAGAAGCAUCUUGUUAAAGGGCCAAAUGAGAUACAUCGAUGAUAUUAAAGCGAUUAUAUUUUUUUGUAGUCCUUUAAUUAAUAGUUUAGACGAACUUCUUAAUAUGGGUCUAUAUGUAAAUGAUCUGAAUCCUCAUGGUAUGAGUAAAGAACUGGUAUUAGCAGGAUGGCAACAUUGUGGAAGAUUGGAAAUGAUGUUUGAGAGAGCAGAACAAAGAUCGGCGGAAUUAGAGAACAGUUAUGUGUUAUUGGAUAGAUGGAAGAAUAAGAGCGACGAGCUUUUAUAUUCUAUGAUCCCGCAAACAGUGGCUGACCGAUUACGAGCCGGAACUAGCCCAUUGAGCACUUGCGAAUCAUUCGAGUCAGUAACGGUUCUUUUCUGCGAAUUAUGCGACUUUGAUUAUUCUACCAUUGAAGGAGCAAUGGAUAUUGUCUUAUCUAUGAAUGCUGUUUUUUCCUGUUUCGAUACGUUAAUGGAUCAAUUUAAUGUUUAUAAAGUAGAGACUGUUGGUCGCGUGUACAUGGCAGCUAGCGGAGCACCAGAUCGAAAUAAAAACCAUGCGCAAAAUAUCGCCGAUGUGUCUCUACAACUUAUUGAGCAUGUUCGAUCUCUCGAAUUACCCUCCGGAUUGGACAUACGAAUCCGCAUAGGAAUUCAUUCCGGACCGGCGGUGGCAGGUGUAGUUGGCAUCAAAUUGCCGAGAUACUGUUUCUUCGGGGAUACUGUUAACACAGCUUCUAGAAUGCAGACCACUAGUCUGCCGGGAAAAGUGCACAUUUCUUCUAGCACUAAAGCUUUGUUACCUAAAGAUCGUUAUUGCACCGAAUCACGUGGCGUUGUAUGGGUAAAGGCAACGGAGAAUAGACGAAAUUUCCCUGCCUCAAACGUUCAAGUGCACUACAAUAUUACGAAUGCUGAGAUUCAUCAUGAUCGUCCGACAAUAGACGAAGUAUCUUAUAUCGAUUUCGAUCCCAUCUCUGCAUCCUCUUCCAAAAGGCCCAACGUCUGUAAAGAUUGUACCUGCGGGCUUGGAAGAAAGACACGGAUUGUCGGCGGCAACGUGACAAAUAUUUACAAUUAUCCUUGGCUUGUAAGCAUGAGUAAAAAGGGAAAAUUUCACUGUGCCGGAAGUCUCAUAACACGCAAGCACGUUUUGACAGCAGCGCAUUGCGUACAACCAUUCGAUAUUAAAACUAUGAGACUUGUCUUAAUGGACAGCCACCAUCCUUCGAUAAGUAGCGACGCUAUAGUUCGCCGUAUUAAAUCGGCAACUAUUCAUGAAAAUUUUAAUGCUUAUUCUUUCAAUAAUGAUAUUGCGAUCAUAGAGAUGGAUCAGCCUGUAUCUAUAAAUGAUCUCGUGCGAACAGCAUGUUUACCUGAAGACAAAAAUAUCGAUUAUACGGGGGCAAUUGCAACUGUAAUUGGAUGGGGUCAAACGGGAGAAAACAAACCGGAAAGUGAUGAACUGCGUAAAGUUAAUUUACCGAUCUUGUCACAAGAGGAAUGUGAUCAAGCUGGAUACGCAAAAAAUCGCAUCACCGAAAAUAUGUUCUGUUCUGGUUACCUCGAGGGAGAACGCGAUGCUUGCUCUGGCGAUAGUGGAGGCCCAUUACAUGUCAAAGGAGUUCAUGGACAACUGGAAGUAAUAGGUAUUGUAUCAUUUGGGAGAGGGUGUGGAAGACGCAAUUUUCCAGGCAUAUACACCAAAGUAACAAAUUAUAUUGAAUGGCUUAAAGAUCAUUUAGACGAAGAAUGUAUUUGUCCACCACCGUAUCAAAAAAACUAACAUUUGUUAUAAGUAAUUUUAUUAUGAUAUAUCACAAUUAUUCUUCGACAAUUUAUUGGCACAAAAAUGCGUUUAUAAAAUUUUGUGGAUAAAAUUUAAAAUAUGAGGGAGCAAACUGUCAAAGCUUAUGUUUAGUGGAAGUUCAUUUUUAUGAUUAUGAACUAAAUUGAUGAUUAUUUAAGCUAAAAAAUAACUAGUUUUUCCAAAUUCUCAAGAUAGGCUACCACUUUAAAUUAAUAUUUAACAGUUGACUAGUAAUAUAUAAUGUACUUUUUAGCUUUCAAACAUUAGUUUAAUAUUAUUUAUAACAAAUUUUAUAUUACAUACU
Molecule: messenger RNA, 3342 nt
Organism: Nylanderia fulva
Lineage: Eukaryota; Metazoa; Arthropoda; Insecta; Hymenoptera; Formicidae
Source: RefSeq, a predicted model, not a curated record